AGAAUCCAAACGCAGCACAAGCAGCAGCGACCAGACGAAGAUGCAGCGAGACAAAACAAGCAACGCCGGCGGGGCUGAAAAGCCCGACCGGGAGGCCGCCAUCAUGUCGAAAUACUACGAUGGAGUGGAAUUUCCUUUCUGUGACGAAUUCUCCAAAUAUGAGAAAAUGGCCAAGAUAGGACAAGGGACCUUUGGGGAGGUGUUCAAAGCCAAGCACAGGCAGACGGGGAAGAAGGUUGCACUCAAGAAAGUUUUGAUGGAAAAUGAAAAAGAAGGGUUCCCAAUCACAGCUCUGAGAGAGAUCAAGAUCCUCCAGCUGCUCAAACAUGAGAAUGUGGUCAAUCUGAUUGAGAUCUGCAGAACCAAAGCUACUCAGUUCAACAGGUACAAAGGCAGUAUCUACCUGGUGUUUGACUUCUGUGAACACGACCUUGCUGGGCUGCUGAGCAAUGCCAAUGUGAAGUUCACCCUGGCAGAGAUCAAGAAGGUCAUGCAGAUGCUGCUUAAUGGAUUGUACUACAUCCACAGAAACAAGAUCCUUCACAGAGAUAUGAAGGCAGCCAAUGUGCUCAUCACCAGAGACGGUGUCCUGAAGCUGGCAGACUUUGGUUUGGCUCGAGCCUUCAGCCUGGCUAAAAACAGCCAGGGGAAUCGUUACACAAACCGUGUGGUCACACUGUGGUACAGACCUCCAGAGCUGCUCCUAGGUGAGCGAGACUACGGCCCCCCCAUUGACCUGUGGGGAGCAGGCUGCAUCAUGGCAGAGAUGUGGACCAGAAGUCCCAUCAUGCAAGGCAACACUGAGCAGCACCAGCUGACUCUGAUCAGCCAGCUGUGUGGCUCCAUCACUGCUGAGGUGUGGCCUGGUGUGGAUAAGAAAUAUGAGCUGUACCAGAAGAUGGAGCUGCCUAAAGGCCAGAAGAGGAAAGUGAAGGACCGCCUCAAAGCUUAUGUCAAAGACCCGUAUGCCCUGGAUCUCAUAGAUAAACUCCUGGUCCUGGACCCAGCACAGCGCACUGACAGCGAUGAUGCACUCAACCACGACUUCUUCUGGUCCGACCCCAUGCCAUCAGACCUGAAGAACAUGCUCUCCACCCACAACACCUCCAUGUUCGAGUAUCUGGCCCCACCCAGACGAAGAGGCCACAUGCCCCAGCAACAGCCCAAUCAAAACCGAAACCCAGCCACCACCAGUCAGACAGAGUUCGAUCGAGUGUUUUAGUGGAGAAGUUUAUGACGACUAGUUGGCCUGAUUUGAUAUAACGAAGCUUUUGUCCCGGCUGUUCGAAAGUUGAGGAAAGCUGCACAUUCCGUCUUGACUUUACCUGCAGUUUCUCUCAUGGUAACUGUUUGUGCGAAGUAUGUAUACAGUAAGUAACUGUAUGGCAAAAGGUGCAGGUUGCUUGGGUUCACCAGCGUUAAGACUGUUCACAGUUAUGCACAGCUUUUUGCAAGCCAAGCGAAGAAGAUAGUUUGGGUGUGUUUACCCAAGUUUUAAUUUUGAUGGCUAUGUUUUUUAGUCCAGUAUAUUCCUUUUUUUUUGCAAUUUCACAUUUGUCAUAUCGUUUUCUAUGAUAAAUGCUUUUAUUUACAGGUUGUGCUCUGUUUCAGGGUCCUUAUUUAUGAUGACUGUUAGUUUUAUUUAAACCAUUUACACUGUCAGUACAAACAGCCAAAAGUGGUAUACUGCAAAUAAAAAUGUUUAUUUUCACAAAAAAUAUUUGGCUGCUAGUGAUCAUGUGAUCAUUUCAACUUAAAGAUUUUACAUAUGAAAAGAUAUGAUCCCUUGGCAGAUUGCGAUGCACUGUGUUGAGGUUAUAGAUUAAAUCAAAUAGUAUGAAUGUAAGAGGAAGAUGAGCCCCCCAUAAUAUUUUACUGUUCUAUAAUUGUGUUCUUUUGUGAUACAUUUUAUUUUUUAAAAUGGCAUUUCUAUCUGCAUAAGACAUAGCACUGACAAGCACGUGUUAUUUUCAUGCCUCACCAGCAGAGGGAGCACCCCCUAACAUGAGCACGCCAGAACUCUGUGAAGUGCCUGGGCCAGUUAGAAUAUAAAACUCUAUCUGUAAACACGGGGAAAUGAGAUGGAAGUUACAGUAAUAUUGUUUUGUUGGUUAUUCUCAGUGUUAACACUAUGCAGAGCUCUGUAAAGUGCCUGAGCCAGUUAGAGUAUGAAACGCACCCAGACAGACGUGUCACUGUGUGCUAUGUAUGGUUACAGAGUGGUUUCAUUAAAGCUCAUGAAAAUCCACA
Molecule: messenger RNA, 2250 nt
Organism: Stegastes partitus (bicolor damselfish)
Lineage: Eukaryota; Metazoa; Chordata; Actinopteri; Pomacentridae
Gene: cdk9
Product: cyclin-dependent kinase 9 (CDC2-related kinase)
Exons: 8
Coding region: 41-1222 (393 amino acids)
Biological process (GO): protein phosphorylation
Cellular component (GO): nucleus
Molecular function (GO): cyclin-dependent protein serine/threonine kinase activity; ATP binding; RNA polymerase II CTD heptapeptide repeat kinase activity
Source: RefSeq, a predicted model, not a curated record